Molecule: messenger RNA, 1699 nt
Organism: Manihot esculenta (cassava)
Lineage: Eukaryota; Viridiplantae; Streptophyta; Magnoliopsida; Malpighiales; Euphorbiaceae
Product: nascent polypeptide-associated complex subunit alpha-like protein 2
Biological process (GO): protein targeting to membrane
Cellular component (GO): nascent polypeptide-associated complex; cytoplasm
Source: RefSeq, a predicted model, not a curated record
AUGAGCCCCCUGUUUUGGUUUCCCUUGCCAUCUCUACAAGUUGGCAUUUGUUUGAUUUGUGUUUGUUUCUUUAGUUACGCUUCAUUUCUAGAUUGUGGGGUUGACAAGGGGAGGGAAUUUUUCUUGAUCCGGUUGAUGGAGUAGUGUCUGGGAUAUUGAGAUCCAAUUUUUUUUAUUGAUGGGAGGUCUUGCAUGUUAGCGAUGGUAUAUUAGAAAGUCACCACUAUGUUCGAUAAUCCAACCCUUUUUAGUUACUAUCGCCAUGAGCUCUUUCAUGUCGCAUGCUUGAAUCUGGUUAUUUCCUGAAGCUGAGAGAUCUUCAUAUUGCACACUUGUGCAAAUGUUUUGGUUUCUUAGUAUGUUUUGUUCGAUAUUGUUGAGUUGGUUUAAAGGGUUGUCGGUUUAAUUUGAAUUUGGUUUCAAUAGAUUUAAUUUGGUUUGAAAACGUUCAUGUACACAAUAAAUUAAGAAGUAGGUAUCUUUACUGAAAAUAUUUUCGAUAGACUUUUUACUCUCGUUUUUUUUCUAUUUUAUAAGUCUCUUUCAAAGAUCAUGUAGGAUCUAAGAAACUCUACUUAUCUGGGUGAAGUAAGGUCUCAAGAAGUUCGUAAUUAUAUAUAAAACUCCUUUUUACGCUUCCAAUAAAUUUUCACUUCCCUAGCCAACUUUCCAAAACAAGCCUUAAUCUUUGUGGGCCGAAUGAUUGGGACUAUUAUCAGAAAAAUGAGGCCCGGUUUACGAGUGAUCCUCGCCUUCAGAAACCCCACAAUACAGCCGAUGCUUGGAAACGGUGAAGCAAAGACAGCCCGCUUAAUCGUGAUUCCUCAUUAUCCCAUACGAAGGCAACUAUGGCGCCAGGUCCUGUUGUUGAGGCUGAGGCCGCCAAUCCUGAAUUAGCUGAGCAGAUCUCUUCCAUUGAAGAGCAGACCCAGCAGAAGUUCAAACUCGACGAUGAGCCUAUUGUAGAGGACGUGAAGGAGGACGACGAAGACGACGAGGACGACGAGAACGAUGAUAAGGAUGAUGGAACCCCAGGGGAAUAUGGGAGUUCUAAACAGAGCAGAAGUGAAAAGAAGAGUCGCAAGGCAAUGUUAAAGCUGGGAAUGAAACCUGUUACUGGUGUUAGUCGGAUAACCAUCAAGAGAACAAAAAAUAUACUAUUUUUUAUAUCAAAACCAGAUGUUUUUAAGAGCCCCAACUCUGAGACGUAUGUCAUAUUUGGGGAGGCUAAGAUAGAGGAUUUGAGUUCUCAGCUGCAGACACAAGCUGCCCAACAGUUUAGGAUGCCAGACAUGGCAUCUGUGCUUCCAAAAUCAGAUAUUUCUGGUGCAGCUGCUGCUUCACAGGCAGACGAAGAAGAGGAAGAAGUUGAUGAGACUGGGGUUGAGCCUCGAGAUAUUGAUCUAGUUAUGACACAAGCAGGAGUAUCAAGGAGUAGGGCUGUGAAGGCUCUCAAGUCGCAUAAUGGAGACAUUGUUAGUGCUAUUAUGGAGCUCACUACUUGAGUGGUUUCUGGCAGGUUCAUGUUUUAUUUUACCAAGUAGGUUUAAGUUGAUGAGAUAUUGAGUUAAUUCAGAUCGCUUCACCAAUCUUCAGGUGGUUGAAUUGUCUGCUGUCUAUGUCAAAGUUGAGAAUUCUAUUGCAGUGCAGUUAUUGAGCGGUAAAAUAGCAUUUUUUAAAAAAAUUUCUUUUUAUAACA